GGGAAGGCGACGGGGAAGGAGACGAGGAGGGUGCUGGGGGAUCCCCGGGCGAGGCGGGAGGCGACCGUGACGGCGGCUGGGCGGCUGGCGAUGAAGCCGCGGGGCCAAGCGGCGCUGGAGGCUCCCAACAAGGGGCGGCCGCGGGCUCGGGUCGCUCCUCCAGAAACAGCGUUGCCAGAAACAGCGUUGCCAGGAGCAGUGUUGCCAGGAGCAGUGUUGCCCUAGCAGGACAUGGCGGCGGCAUGCGGGAUGGCGGCGGCGACGGGGUGGAAGACGGCAGCGGUGACGGCCUCGGCGGCGCAGACGGCGCAGACGACGGCGGCGGCGGCGCAGAGGGGCUGGUGGAGGGCAGGGAGAUGUGGAUCACGGCGGGGGCCAGUCCCCAAAGGCUCCUGGCGCAGCGUAUGCUGUCGCCGGAGGGCCUCCUGCCGAACGCCAGUGGAGGAGUCAAUGUGACCCAUGGGUCGCCUUGGAACCCAGGCAGGCAGGAGGACGUGGUGGCUGCUGCUGCGGCAGCGGCGGCGAUGGGCGGGUCCGCUGGCGGGUCCCCGGUAUUGCCUUUCUCGUCCUCCGGGGCGGCGGGUGUCUUCAGUGUCGGACAGGCCGACGGUUCGGCGGAGCUGGGGGCGGCGGCGUACCUGAUGCCCUCCUAUACUGCGCGCGGCAGGAUGUCCAUCCGCGCCCGCGACAGCUACGCCCUCGCUGCAGCCACCGCUCGCGCCAAGCGCGGCUCCCCCACAGCAGGCCCCCCCGGCUUUCCCGCCCUCACCGCCGGCUCGCACGCGCUCCUGCCCAUGCAGUCCGACGCGCGCAACAUCGCCUCCCGCCUGCGCGUCUUCGACCCCCUCACUCGCCGCUACGGCGGCACGGACAGCGGCUACACCAGCAGCGGUGCUGCUGGCCCCUGGGUCGGCAGCGCUGGGUUGCCUCCGUCUUCGUCACCCUCGCAGCCCUGCAGCCCCCGGAGAGCCUACCGCAUGCUGUUCAUGCGGGAGCGGAAGUACCUGGACGAGGCGUUAUGGCGGGAGCCGCCCGUACGUCGCGCCCGGUCGUACGAAUCGCUACAGCGACAUGAUGGCAUGAUGGCGGGGCAGUCGGGCAUGGCAGCUGGGAGCAGCGGCGGCGGCAGAGGCGGCGGCGGCCUCACGACGCCGUACACCGCGCCUGCAUGGAGCCAAAUCGUUGGUGGCGAGGGCGACAGAGCUGGCGGAAGAGGAGGAGGAGGGGCUGGGGAUGGCGGGGAGGAUGUGGCGCUGGCGUUGCGCUCGCCGCGGUUCAACAGCCCGUGCAUCACAGGCACGGGAGAUGGGGCGGCGCCGAGUAGCGUUGCCACCACGACACCACCUCCAACGGCAGGGGCUGCGGCGGGGGGGGCGGGACCUAGCGUGGCGUUUUCCCUAGAUCCCGGGGAAACCGCGGCAGGAGCGGCAGCAGCAGCAGGGGCGCGCGGCAGGCGGGGCCACUCCACCAGCGGGCUGCCAGCCGCCGCCAAGCCCCAGUACGGCAGUCCAAAUCGCCGCGAUGGGGCAUUUGAUGGGGCGUUCGGGCACUUUAGCAGCACAUGCGAUGGCAACAUCGGCACCACCAGCCACCCUGCGGGUUCCGCAUCACCCCUGAUACUUCGCAGCCGGUCGGGUCGCCGCCGCGCCUCCAUCUACGUGGUUGAGCUGCCAGAGGACGCAGCGGCGCCGGUGCAAGCGCUGUGCUGCUUGAGCCGAACCACCUCUCCCGUGCUGGGCAUUGAUGGGCGGCUGCAUGUCACGCAAAUGCACUGGCGGGGCCAGCCGGAGGCGUGCAUGGUGGUCACGCCGGCGCCCAUUGGCGUGGCGGCGGCGCCCGCCUCGUCGCCAUCUCCCACUCGGCCGCAGCGGCAGUCUCGGUCGCCGGGCGCGAGUGCGAGGCCCUCGGUCGCGGGGGUGCUAGGCGUGGGAGAGGCUGACGACAUCAACGGUUACGGUGGGGGUGGGGGAGGUGUCGGCGGCGGCGGCGGCGGCGGUAACGCUCCGCAUGGGGUGGAUGUGUCCGGCUCCUGGGACCCGGCGCAACUGACAGCGGCGGCGGCGGCGGCGGCGGGGCAGCUGGCGGCGGAGGCGAGCUACAUGUCGGUGCGGAGUGCGGGUAACGGCGGCUACUGCUUGCCGCAGAUUGAGAGGAGUGCCCCCGCGCUGCUGCAAGGCGCCGCCACCUCCGCCUCCGCCGGCGCCCCCGCCCUGCCGUGGCGCUACCGAGUGGAUGCGCUGCGGGAGGUGUUCAGCCAGGCGCAGCUGGAGCCGGCGCAGCUGCUGCGGCGGGCCCUGACGCCGCCGCGAGGGGUGCGGGGGCGGCCGCUGGCGACACCCGCCGCGGUUGCGGGGCGGUCUCGGGAGGCGUCGCAGUCACAGCAGGAGGGCACGGAGCUGUAUCCCCGCACCAGCCUGGCGCAGCACCUUGCCUCGCUGCUAAACAACAACAAUAACAACAGUAACAACAGCAACAGUAACAACAACAGCAACAGCAACCCCAGGACAGUAUCCUCCUCCUCGACUCCGUACAAGUCCCAGCAACAACCGCAAGCCCACACCCACAACCACCGACACCUAAACCCCAACCGCCACCCACGCAGCCGCAGCGGCAGCCCUGCCCCAGCCGCUGACCUCUCCUUCCAGCCUCCGCUCAUACCCCCGACCGCCCCUGCCCCCACCCCCAACACCACUCCCAACACCGGCAGCAUGCAAACACCUCCCGACUCCGCGCCCUUUCCCCAUCCCACGGCCACAACCCCCGGAGGCUCACGACGGCCGCACCCCACAUCCAGCGGCGACGGAUCCCACACACCCCCUGCUGCUGCACCUGUGUCGGCAGCAGCAGCUGUCGUACCUGCAUGUCCAGGUCACCACGCCAGGGCACCGUCACGACACCCCAUGAGAACGCCCGACGGGGCCCCCGCAGCAGCGUCCUCCUCCCCGCUUCGCUCCACGCCGCUGACCUCCUCCACCCCCUCGCGGUCCUCCACGCUGCUCAGCAGCUCCAUUCCCUCGCCGCUGCUGCUGCGGGCGCUUCCGUCCUUUCCGUCGUCGCGUGCGGCGGCUUCCCCGCCUGCACCACAGCAGCAGCAAGGAGGAGGCGUGGCGCUGGCGACAGAGCCGCAGGAGCAGGGCGGUGUGGUGGUGGAGAUAGCACGUCAGCUGGCAUCGCGGCCCGCGUGUUCCGAGGAAGAGGCGCGCAUGCGGGUUUCGGAGCAGCUGCUCCGGAUGCAUGGGGAGACCUCAUCAGCGUCACGGGCAUUAGAAGAGGGGCAAGAAGGGGCGAUGGCCACGGUCAUCGGCGAGUCAGCGGUCGCCUCUGGCAGCAGAAACCCUGCUUUGGACGGGGCGCCAGGGGAGGACACGACUGGGAGAGCAGCCCUGGCCAGCACCUCCGCUCCUCCGGUAAUGGUGGGGGAAGGCUUUGCAACCGGGAUACAUGCUGCGGAGACAACCGCAUCACAAUCCCGGCUGAUGCCGCACCCGGAGGGUUCUCGCGCUUCCCUCGUUGCAGCAAGUGCGAGCGCAGUGACCCCUGGGUCGUUCCAGGCAUCCGUCAGCACGCCCGCGAGCCUGCCUGCGCUCAUUGGAAGCGGCGCAGCCCCAUGGGUCGCUUCACCCGAAGCCGGGCUCUCCGCGGCCUACUCGCGCCUCUGGCCCAUCUCAGCAAGCGGCGAGACGAGCGGCGGCAGCGGGACAACGGUGCUGAGAACCGCUGCUGCGUCAACGGCCGCACUUGGCGGUCUAGGACGUCGUAGCUUUGGAGAAACGUCGUCCACCUCGCCUUCACAUGCGGCCGCUGUUGCCCAUGCGGCCGCAGCACACAGCGCUUGGGCGAGUCCGGGAAGCUCCCCCCCGACGAAAGGCGGUUUGGGGAGCGGCGAGCAGAACGGCGUUGUCAACGUACCGCGUGAUCGUUUUAUGUCGUACCCUGCGCCCUCUCCAUACAACGGCAACAAUGGCGGCGGGGGCAGACGCAUGCAGCCUCCUCCUCCUCCUCAGCAGCAGCAGCAACAGCUGCAGCUGCAACACCACUCCCAAUCCCAAGAGCAGUUCCCGCCGCAGCCCCCUAGCUACGCCGCUGCUCCACAGCACCACAUCUCGCACAGCACCGCGCAGCAGCAGCCCUCACAACCUCAGCCGCAGUCACAGUCGCAGGUGUUGCCUAGAAAGGAAAGCUCCUACAGCUGUGAUGCCCAGGCAGCUGCGGCAUCUGGUGGUGGUGGAGGUGCAGCUGCGGGGGAUGCAGGCGACAAGGGGCCGUCGGUGCAGCCCUCACGCCACGGGGCGCAUGCAGGCAGGGGGGCAGCAGCGGCAGGGGCCGCCGUUGGGGCUGCCGGCGCUGGCUCUGGCGCUGGCUCUGGUGCCGGGGCUGGGGCUGCUGGCGCGGUGGGUGCUAGGACGAAAGCAGCAUCCGGUGGGCCUGCUCUUACCAGGAGCUUGUCGUACGGUUACGGUCUAACAAGGCGACCGAACAAGGAAUAUGAGCCGCCCGACACAGACUCGCUCGCUGAGGCUCUCCUGGCCCAGAGCACCUCCGGCCAGCUCCCCCUCUCUCCAUGCGGCCGCAUGGCUCCGGCAACCGACAUGGGCGGUGUAAGCGGCGCUGACAAGGAGGGCGAGGAUGCUCGCUCCUCCGCCUCUGCACCGGCGUCCCCCUCCGCCUGCAGCCCUGCUGCGGCUCCCAACUACACCUUCUGGGCUUCUGCACAGGCAACCGCACCUGCGCCCCGAAACCCUAGGACCCCCGCUGCUGCCGCCGCCCAAUGCACCAGCCCGCAACCGCACCAACACCAUAACCACCACCCGCAGCACCAGCACCAGCACCAGCAGCACAUGGCUGCUGGCAGCAGCGGUCUACAGCGGCUUGCAUCGCGCGGCGGACGGCACCCCCAUCCACAGCACCCGCAGCACCCACAACAGCGGCAGGAGCAGCCGAGCCAGCAGCCGGCUAGCGGGGUGCAGGACCCCAAGUCCCAUGCUGCCACGCUGGCCCGCGGCCGUGGCUACGUUGUGUCCCCUCACCACUUCAUGUCGGUGGAACGAGCGGCGCUGUACGGAGAUCUGAUGGGUCAUGCCGGCCCAUGGCAGCAGCACAGGCGCUCCGGACAGGCUUCAGGUGCAGCCUUUGGUGGUGCUACCUCCGCCGAGGCGUCCGUGGAAGCGGUUGCUGCGGAUCUAGCGGUGCCGCUGUCGCUUUCGCCCAAGCGACCGCACGCGUCCCAGUCUUCCCCGCCGCAGAAUCCACAAUCCCAGCAGCAGCUGCCGCAGUUGGCGCCAUCCGCCCUCGCCUACGUAGCCGACGCUGCUGGCGGCGCGACGAUGAAUACCUCCCCGGAUCAAGUCGCCGAGCAGGGCAGGGCAUCAGGCGGUAGGUCGCGUGUACGUCGUGACACCUCAGCUGCCUGGAGCCAGCAACAGCAGCAGCAGCAGCCUCAUUCUCGAAGCGGCAUGCGAGUUAACACGGCAGAAGGAGCGGAGCCCGCAUGGUCCUCUUCGGCUGUGGCUGUAGCGAUGUCUGCAGGAGGGCUGCAAGACGGCACCGCUGGCCAUGACCACGGCGGGGUCGGCCUGCCGCUGCCUGUGGUUACACCCCCGCCCACACUCUCCACGCGGCUAGUCGUACGGCGACCGGCACCCGUGCUACGGCUGCCAGUGGUGGCGGCGUCGCAAGCCGCGCAGCACCAGCAAUUCGGCCCCGGCAGGGUCCACAUGACCACUAGAGGCAUCGCAGGCGGUUACAUGGACGGGGGCAGCAGCGGCGGAGGCGGAGGAGGAGGAGGCGGGGAUAGGUAUAUCGUGACCACUGCCAGCUACGAUGGAGUUAUUCAAGAUCGGGAAAUGUACGGCAGUGCUACAGCCCCGCCGGCGGCGUUUGCUGCUGCUGCGGCGGCUGCCGUACCACGGAGCUACACCCCUGAGCCGUACAUCAUGACCAUGAGCAUCGGCAGCAGCAUCGUACCUUUGUACGACAGUGUGAGAUCUCAACCGCCACCGCAACGAGAUCCGUACUUAUCGUUUCCAUCGCAUUUGCAUCACCACAAGCAGUACAGGGCAUCGGGACUGCCGCCGCCGCUGCCGCCACCGUCGCCGCCGCCUUUGCUUUCGCCCGAGGUCUCCAGGGCUUCGCUCGGGGCGGAGAGUUCCUCGGGUGGGGUUGCGGGCGCGGGGGCUGGCAGGACCGCUGCGGGCAGUAAGGCGGCGCUGCGGGAAUGGCGAAGUUUGGAGCGAUGGUGGCAGGCUAAAGGCUUGGAUGGAGCUGCCGUGCAGUUUCACAAGCAAUCCGUAAAUCAUAAGCGCACAGUGUAUUUGUAGGGUUCACCAUCGUACGCAGGGUGUGGUGUUGUUUGUUAAUGGCUUUUGAAGGCACCGUUAUUCAUUUGUUAUCGUCACAGUAAUGCGCCUAGCGCUUGUAGUGUUAGAUGCUGGCUUUGGUUUUAGACGCUGACGUAACAUCGCGCGUGACAAGGAUGGGAGUGUCUGAUGACCGUACCGUAGUGGGUUGCAAGGGGGACUGCUGAGCAUUACAAUGGUUUACAGCGUGCGUGCGUGCGUGCGGCGGCAUUCAUCGAAUAGUAAUUGGUAAAUCAGGACAUGUAUGCACAUGGGAUGGGCACUUUCCUCUAGCAUCGGCUGGGGUGCACGUGUGGUAUCCAGUGGACCUGAGCAAACCAAGAUGCAUGACACAUGGCACCACAAAGGGGCUGCGCUGUUGACCUUGCAAGCGUCGCAGCGCUAGCGCGGCUUUGGCUGUGCCGUGAAACCGAGAGCAUGGGUGCAUGACCGCACGGUGGUUAUAAUGUCACGCAGAGUAAUAUGCAGCGAUGUAUCAUGGAGCGAUGAGUGGUGAUUGUGCAGAAUGUAGUUAGAACGUCUUAAGAGGGGAGGGUGGCAGGUGAGGCGCAUUGUUCGGUGCUGCUGAGGUGUGUAGCAGGGCCGGCUGACGCGUUUAGUAAAGCCAUACCCGUAAGACGGCUUGUCAAGGCCUGUCCGUGGUUACCGUAUCUACGUGAUAAGCACUUUGGCUGCAGCUUUGCUAUUCAUCUUGCUCUCUCGCCUCAACAGCAGCUGGAGAUUUAGCCUGAACUUGGCGCAUUUGGUUCUCUGCUGUCCAUGCCGUCACUGAACGUUAGCUCGUUCAUCGUAAGCCGCCGCUGGUGGUUAUAUGUGUCUGGUUUCUGGUCUAGGAUGAUGCCUGCAUGUAGCGCGUUGCGUCCCGCUGGCAGUGCCUACGUGGACCAGCUGAGGAGUCAGCUGAAGUAACACGGGGUGAUGUUGUGGUGUUACGGUAGAUGCGGGACGGGAACCACGGUUGAGCCCUGGCUUCGUCACACCGGCUUGCGAACACACUGCAGGGGUAUCUGAUAAUCUGAAGCACACUGCUGUCGUUCGCAGCACGUGUGAGACGAAUCUCCGUCACUUACAUUGUUGCCAGGGUGUGGCUGCGUCGUCCCACCCGGACACCCGGGGUGUGCCCCAGGGGGUGGGAUUGAUGUACUACGGGGCCACUGCUAGGUCGACUGCAAGCUUAGCGCGUCGCAGAAGACUCUCACGCAUAUCCGUCUGCCGCGCUCAGGUCCUCAACCGCCCACCAUAGCCAGCCACCCAGGCGUCCCUGCGUUCCAUACAGGCCCUCCAUGACGCCAGAGGACUCCUCCGCGCAGCUACCCAGACACGCUCCAGACUCCUCCGCGCAGCUACCCAAACACGCAAUACGGGCCGUAACUGAAAAGCCAUGAUGGCAGGCGGCGGGGCAUCGCCAUGCCUAACAUCCCAGCAACCGCUCAAUGCGCUUCAUGCAAAACACAACGGUGCGUGGGCCAUUUAAAUGCAACUUUCGCACAUGUUUUUUCAACCUAUACUCACAUCAGUGGUCGGCAGAUCUUCGCUAAUACGUUAACUUAGAUUCCUAUCUGAGGGCUGUGACUCAUCUCA
Molecule: messenger RNA, 7937 nt
Organism: Astrephomene gubernaculifera
Lineage: Eukaryota; Viridiplantae; Chlorophyta; Chlorophyceae; Chlamydomonadales; Astrephomenaceae
Source: the annotation of a GenBank genome assembly